Messenger RNA from Cotesia glomerata, 1202 nucleotides. Its product is annotated as persulfide dioxygenase ETHE1, mitochondrial. NCBI's taxonomy places the organism in Eukaryota, Metazoa, Arthropoda, Insecta, Hymenoptera, Braconidae. The record is from RefSeq and is a predicted model, not a curated record. Gene Ontology annotation, molecular function: sulfur dioxygenase activity. Bases 211 to 1077 code for a protein of 288 amino acids. Gene Ontology annotation, biological process: hydrogen sulfide metabolic process; glutathione metabolic process. The transcript has 6 exons.
GUUAUGUUGUGAUAACAUAAGUGGAACAAAUAAUUUUAGAAAGUAGCAUUUGAUUUAUUAAUUAUCUCACUACAUAAUUGAAUGCUUUGAUAUAAAUAGGAUUCAGACAGAUCACACGUUUAAUAAAAUAUUUUUUUCAGUCUGAUGUGACGGAUGUGUAUUAUUAAUUUUUAAUGUACUUAAAAAUCAUUCUGAAUUCUACCAUUAAAAAUGUCGAAAUUAAUCAGAAAAUGUACUAAAAUAUUUGCAACAACUGUCUCGCAGCAUUGUGUUAACAUUGGUACCAAAACAACAAGAAGGUAUGUGUCAAAUGCACAUCAGUGUCAGAAUAAAACUCUAACAGAGCAUAUACCUCUCUCCAAUGACAUCUUGUUUCGCCAGCUAUUCGACCCAUCUUCCAGUACAUAUACAUAUUUAUUAGCUGAUACAACUCAGAAAAAAGCAAUAUUGAUAGAUCCAGUAUUAGAAUGGGCUGAUAGAGAUGCUACAUUAAUUAAGGAUCUAGGAUUGGAACUCAAAUACGCAAUAAACACUCACAUGCACGCUGAUCAUAUAACAGGAACAGGUAAAUUAAAAUCAAUAUUACCUGGUUGUAAAUCAAUUAUAUCUCGACGUAGUGGUGCGCAAGCGGAUAUUUUACUUGAACCACAUGAUUCAAUUAAUUUUGGACGACAUCAACUAGAAGCUUUAUCAACUCCAGGUCAUACAGAAGGUUGCGUGACAUACGUAUGUCAUGAACAAGGUAUCGCAUUUACUGGAGAUACACUUUUAAUCCGUGGAUGUGGUAGAACAGACUUCCAGGGUGGCUCACCAGAAACUCUCUAUGAAUCAGUACAUAAGUUAAUAUUUAAUUUACCAUCAAACUUCCGGCUUUAUCCAGCUCAUGACUAUACCGGUCGAACUGUAACAACAGUUGCUGAAGAACGUAUUUUAAAUCCACGACUUACUAAAACUAAGGAAGAAUUUAUCAAGAUUAUGAAUAACUUAAAUCUUUCAUAUCCAAAGAUGAUUGACAAAGCCGUUCCAGCAAACAAAGUUUGCGGCAUUUACGAGUAUCCAACAGAGAAAGAAGAAUAAAUGAUACUCUGGUACGGCUGUUACUGUUCUACUAAAGAGGAUAAAGAAAAGGGAAAAGUAUCGAGGAAAUCCACAUAUAUUUUUUUAAAAAAAUGAAAAAAAAUAAACCAAUGAUAAAAGAUAAA